Messenger RNA from Bombus pascuorum, 1215 nucleotides. RefSeq names its product vacuolar protein-sorting-associated protein 25 (gene Vps25). Gene Ontology annotation, biological process: protein transport to vacuole involved in ubiquitin-dependent protein catabolic process via the multivesicular body sorting pathway. NCBI's taxonomy places the organism in Eukaryota, Metazoa, Arthropoda, Insecta, Hymenoptera, Apidae. The record is from RefSeq and is a predicted model, not a curated record. Gene Ontology annotation, cellular component: ESCRT II complex. The transcript is spliced from 4 exons. Gene Ontology annotation, molecular function: protein homodimerization activity; structural molecule activity. Bases 229 to 756 code for a protein of 175 amino acids.
UGCAAUAUAGUUUUGACUCGAAGAAAACAAUUUCAGAGUGAUAAGAUAGCCAAUCAACCACCCAGCCACAUUCGCGUAUAUUGUAAUUGUAGAUGACAUAUUCAGAAAUACUUGUUCCUAUUGUUAGAAUUUUCAGAAGUAUCCUUUUCUGUUAUGAAGAAUAUUUCGAAGGUAUAACUACUUGUAUCAUCGUGUGAUUCACAUAAGUUUUUUAAUAUAUUAAUAAUAAUGGCAGAAAUUGAAUGGCCAUGGCAAUACAGUUUUCCUCCUUUUUUUACACUUCAGCCUCAUUCAGAUACUAGAGCUAAACAAUUAGCAGCGUGGAAAAGUUUAAUCCUAGAAUAUUAUCGUGUAACAAAACAAGCUAUUAUAGAUAUAAGAGAAGUGCAUUCAAGCCCAUUAUUUAAUAAUACUACAAUUAAUCGCAAAUUACCAUCAGAGGCUAUUUUAUUGGUAUUGGAAGAAUUAGCAAGAUCAGGGAAUGCAAGCCCAUUAGAUAAGACAAGACAAAGGUGGCUAAUUUAUUGGCAUACUUUGGAAGAAUGGGGUGAAAUUAUUUAUAACUGGGCACAAGAGAAUGGAUUUGUCGGUUCCGUAUGUACUUUAUUUGAGUUAACACAAGGAGAAGAUACAACAAAUCAGGAAUUUUAUGGACUUGAUACAGAAGUAUUAAUCAGAGCACUUAAAACAUUGGAAGGAAAUAAGAAAGCAGAAUUAAUUUUAUUUGAUGAUAAUCAAGGUGUUAAGUUCUUUUAGACACAUAAUUGUACAAAAGAAUUGCUUUGUAAAUGUUAAAUACAAAUCUUCACUAUUUUCAAGGUAUAUAUAUGUUUAUGAUUAAACAAGCAUUUUUAAAGAUAUAAUUAAACAAAUUUGAAAGGAAUUCAUAUAAUUGAAGAAUAUGAAACUAUAGAAAGAAUUCAUAAUGUACAUUUUCAAAUAUGAUUAGAAAAGAUUAUUCCUAAGAUUAUAUUAAUAAAAUCUAAAUUAAUAAAUAUUAUAUAUGUACAGAAGUGAAACAGUAUUAAAUAUAAUUUUUAUAUUAGUUGUAUUCUAUAAAUCUGUGGAAUGUUUUAAUAUAAUGGAAUAUAUAAAAUAUUUAAAAUUUCACAUAGAAAAGUAAUUGCAAUAAAAUAUUUUUUUUAAAUAAGAAAAACUAUGUAUUUUUAACACAUUUAUGAACAUAAAUAAAUCAAGGUUUGAUCUUUCAAAGUA